AUGCGAAACUUUCUUCGACGGCAGAGAGACACAUACCGAGAGGUCCCCUGCAUCACGACACAGAAACGCAUUGCUGUCCCCAUAUUCGAGCAUGCUCGCGAAACCGACAUCCUAGCUGACUCAAUUCUAUCAGCUGGCGUGGCUCUUGCGUCUGGCCCAUUCUUCGAUCACCUGCACCGCGCUCCGACCGAUGUCGUCCUAUCAGACGGCCUAGCAAGAGCAGACUGGAGAGUGCAAGAGCCCUGGCUUCAUAUCAAAAGUACUAAGCCUGCAUCGCGGUGGAGCCGCUUCCGGGCACGGUGGAUGAAUCGAGCAGGCGAGAAUCUGGACUUUGAUAUGACACUGGAGGGUCAGCCAAUCAUGGCAUUAUCUGGGUCUUCGAGAAAGGUCUUGGAACCGUACUCUGACGGAGCUCGCCGAAUCGGCUCAGAAGUUUCGGAGCUGAAUAACUCGGAAAUUGCGAUAUUGAGAAAUCCUGACGAUUUUCGGGUGCCACUCGAUGCAGUUCAUUUCGAUACCCCGAUGCAAAUCGACGCAGUUCCUGAAGAUUUUCCGACGUUGCCAUCUUCGAUCAAACGAGAGGAUCCACCAAGCCCCCCGAGAAUAUAUCGGUCAAUUACUGAACAUCCUACAAGUUCAUCCGAUGGUGAUAAUUCGCAAUGGUGUCUGGAUCCAGAGUCGCUGACGAGUUCGGGGAAACUAGCGGAAGACUUGGAUGGUCUGAACAAGCGUUUUUUGGAUCUGGCAAUCCUGAGGCCUAACUCUGGGCUCCUCGUGAGAUCUAAUUCAGAGCCUUGCUUCCGAGAAUCGCAACAUCAAACAACGUAUUGGCAACAUAACUCGUCUACGCCGCAGGACCAGCCCAAAAAUUCAUCGUCAAAGUCGACAUCUAACUCGUCUUCUUCUUUUUCUUCUUCGGUACCGACUACUUUGUCCGGUGGCACUUCGAGUGGUAGCAAGCGGCAGCGAGAUGAUCCUGGCGAACAAAGCGAGCGGCAAGGUGCCCAGACAUACCGGAAAUUCAAGGCUUGUGAGGGCCACUUUGAAAAUAUGAACAGACUGUAUCGGCAGUCAAUGCCCAUGCGACAGCUCUCCGGCGUACAGGAAUCUGCACAGAGGCAGACAAAUGGAGGUUCGGGUAUCGCUGGCUAUUUCAUAAGACCAGUUCAGAGAACGUACCGAGCCCCUAUCCUGAAGCCGCUGUGA
Aureobasidium namibiae CBS 147.97 is the source of this 1206-nucleotide messenger RNA. RefSeq lists its product as uncharacterized. The transcript has 4 exons. The coding region runs from base 1 to 1206 and encodes 401 amino acids. The record is from RefSeq and is a predicted model, not a curated record. NCBI's taxonomy places the organism in Eukaryota, Fungi, Ascomycota, Dothideomycetes, Dothideales, Saccotheciaceae.